UCAGGGCCGAAAGAGCUGCAGACCUUCCAUCCAUUUCCAUCCUUUCUUCCUUCCGUUCUUUCUUCCUUCCUUCACUCGUUCCAUACCCUUUGGUGUUCCUUUUUUCAUCUAUCGAUUGGUUUGUGGCCUCAUCAUCAUCCUGAAAAAAGGAAAAAUAAAAGAAGGAGAAAUGGCUGAUCAGCUGACUGAUGAUCAGAUCUCUGAGUUCAAGGAGGCUUUCAGCCUUUUUGACAAGGAUGGAGAUGGUUGCAUCACCACUAAGGAGCUUGGGACAGUGAUGAGGUCGCUGGGGCAGAACCCUACUGAGGCUGAGCUCCAGGACAUGAUAAAUGAAGUUGAUGCUGAUGGAAAUGGGACCAUAGAUUUCCCAGAAUUUCUAAAUCUCAUGGCAAGGAAGAUGAAGGAUACCGACUCUGAGGAGGAGCUAAAAGAAGCAUUCCGAGUUUUUGACAAGGAUCAAAAUGGCUUUAUUUCUGCUGCUGAGCUUCGCCAUGUCAUGACUAACCUUGGGGAGAAGCUUACAGACGAGGAAGUUGAUGAGAUGAUCAGGGAGGCUGACGUUGAUGGUGAUGGACAAAUCAACUAUGAAGAGUUUGUCAAGGUUAUGAUGGCCAAGUGAUAUCCCUGCCUGCAAUCCUGCAUUAAACUGAAUAGAUCUACAUGUAGGAGUGGAAAAAGAUUCAACUGGUUGAACAGGGAUAGCUGGUUUAAUGCUUUUAGUGUACUUUUACUACUUGUCUGGUGGUUUUAAAGGUUGAACAUCUUUAGCAUAAUGAUCUCUCUGUUGUAAUGAUGUCCGAGUUUUCUUCUUUUUAGCAUAAUGAUCUCCCCUUUCCAUUCUUCCUUUUUUAUGUCAUAGGGUGAAUCUUCUCCAAAAUUUUGCCCUUUCUGGCAAACGUUGGUUGUAAAGCUGUAUGCUGUUGUUUGACUGAUGGAGAAUGCGUUUGGUUUUCUUUAAUGUCAUAUCCUAGUUUGGAAAGA
Molecule: messenger RNA, 981 nt
Organism: Coffea eugenioides
Lineage: Eukaryota; Viridiplantae; Streptophyta; Magnoliopsida; Gentianales; Rubiaceae
Product: calmodulin-7
Exons: 2
Coding region: 170-619 (149 amino acids)
Molecular function (GO): enzyme regulator activity; calcium ion binding
Source: RefSeq, a predicted model, not a curated record